This is a messenger RNA of Symbiodinium necroappetens, 334 nucleotides long. The record is from the annotation of a GenBank genome assembly. NCBI's taxonomy places the organism in Eukaryota, Dinophyceae, Suessiales, Symbiodiniaceae.
AUCACCAGUGUCGUGAUCCUGGUGAACCCUCCGGGCGGCUCGCUGGCUGUUCCGUCGCCGAAGAAUACUCCGACGAGCAUGGCGUUGGCAAGCUGCGUCAGCGGUGAGUGUAAGGAGGGCGGCCCUGGCAUCGUGCAGCAGGUCCAGGUUCCCCAGCCGAAAAUCCAGGCCAUCGACACCCACCUCAAGGUGGCGAAGAUCGACGGGCGCCUUCCGAUCUCCUAUCCGACUGCCAACAAGUCCCUGAUCUACAUCUUCGGCUACAAUGCCCAGGAGGCCGGUGACUCCUUGGACGACACCACGGUUCAGGAGCUGCGAUCUCUGGGCUACGAGG